UUAACGGUUGCAGGCGCCGGAGGCCGGUCGUUCUCCUUGGUUGUCUCCAACUUCUGGUUUUCUGAUCUUUGAGGGGCCUCCGCCAGUUAGACCAUCAUACUUUCCACCCUUUGUAGCCGCGUCGUUGUGACUUCGCCACCAUGUUCGAGGCGCGCCUGGUCCAGGGUUCCAUCCUGAAGAAAGUGCUGGAGGCGCUCAAGGAUCUCAUCAAUGAGGCCUGCUGGGACAUCAGCUCGAGUGGCGUGAACCUGCAGAGCAUGGAUUCGUCCCACGUCUCCCUGGUGCAGCUCACUCUGCGCUCCGAGGGCUUCGAUACCUACCGCUGCGACCGCAACCUGGCCAUGGGCGUGAACCUCACCAGCAUGUCCAAGAUACUCAAGUGUGCUGGCAAUGAAGACAUCAUCACACUGAGGGCAGAAGAUAAUGCAGACACAUUGGCACUAGUAUUUGAAGCACCAAACCAAGAAAAAGUUUCAGACUAUGAAAUGAAGUUGAUGGAUUUAGAUGUUGAACAGCUUGGAAUUCCAGAGCAGGAGUAUAGCUGUGUAGUGAAGAUGCCUUCUGGUGAAUUUGCACGUAUCUGCCGAGACCUCAGUCAUAUUGGAGAUGCUGUUGUCAUUUCCUGUGCGAAAGAUGGAGUGAAAUUUUCUGCAAGUGGAGAACUCGGAAAUGGGAAUAUUAAGUUGUCACAAACAAGUAACGUUGAUAAAGAGGAGGAGGCUGUUACCAUAGAGAUGAAUGAGCCCGUUCAGCUAACUUUUGCACUUAGAUACCUGAACUUCUUUACAAAAGCCACUCCACUGUCUUCUACAGUAACACUGAGUAUGUCUGCAGAUGUACCUCUUGUUGUAGAAUACAAAAUUGCUGAUAUGGGACACUUAAAGUACUAUUUGGCUCCCAAGAUUGAGGAUGAAGAAGGAUCUUAGACCCACUUAAAAUCCAAGAAAAUAAAGCUCUUUGAGAACUUC
This is a messenger RNA of Echinops telfairi (small Madagascar hedgehog), 968 nucleotides long. RefSeq names its product proliferating cell nuclear antigen (gene PCNA). Bases 141 to 926 code for a protein of 261 amino acids. The transcript is spliced from 6 exons. Lineage: Eukaryota; Metazoa; Chordata; Mammalia; Afrosoricida; Tenrecidae. The record is from RefSeq and is a predicted model, not a curated record. Gene Ontology annotation, biological process: translesion synthesis; regulation of DNA replication; mismatch repair. Gene Ontology annotation, cellular component: PCNA complex. Gene Ontology annotation, molecular function: DNA binding; DNA polymerase processivity factor activity.